Elaeis guineensis (African oil palm) is the source of this 1303-nucleotide messenger RNA. Lineage: Eukaryota; Viridiplantae; Streptophyta; Magnoliopsida; Arecales; Arecaceae. The record is from RefSeq and is a predicted model, not a curated record.
GGGCUCUUUUUCUCCCUCACUGGUUCUUUCUUUUCCUUGCCUCAAAGCUCGGGUCCGAGACUCGGCCAUGGCAGGAGAUCGCAGAGCAUUUCCACUUCUUUGCCUCGUCUUCUGGAUCUCGUCUCUACUUUCGAUCUCGCUCGCUUACAGGCCGGGAGACAUCGUGCCGAUGAGCAAGGUGGGCCAGUACCAUGGGUCAAGAACCGUCUGGCAAGAUGUUAUUGGCCGCCACUGCCCUAUUUUUGCCGUUAAUCGGGAGGCGUUGAUUCCGAUACCAAAACCUACUGGUUUCACUGGUGCUGAUCCUUACAAGAUAUCGUUUCAAGUUGGUCAUGAGAAAUUUCAUGUGCCAUGGCUUUUUGUUAUAAACCGCAAAAGCUCCGAAGUUCCAAUGAUUAAUUUCCAUUUGAAGUACUCUGGGAAUGAUUUGCAUGGCGUCACGGCUAAAGUUGUAGACAUGCCUCAUCAUUAUGUUGAAGUUCACCAAGACAUAGGCAAGAACUUUUGGGAUCCAAAUCAUUGGCCAAAGCAUGUACUUGUGAGAUAUACAUGGGAGGAGCGGUCAGAGAUAGAUGUCCCAGGGGGAUUUUAUGUAAUGUUUGGAUCAGUACCGAUAAUAGAGAGGGAGUGGGAAAACAUGGCAGGAUUAAUCAUGAUUCAUGAACUAUUCAUCGGUCUCGCUCUUUCCUUUAUUCUUGCAAUUUAUGUCUUGCAAUCAUCUCAAGACAAGCUUGCAAGGUUUGUGAGAGAGACUGUUGCAGAAAGCAGCAUCCAUGGAGGAGUGGCGAAGGUUGAAUAAUCUUCUGUUUUUUUUAGCAAAAGAGGUUGAACAAUCGUUUCUUUUUGAAUCCUUCUGAUUGUCGAAUGCCUGGAAUAACGUUGCAGAACUUAGAGGACUGGACCAUUAGGAUUGUAAUACAGCCAUGGUCAAAAAAUGCCAUGAUCGCCUUUAUUGUUGUAGUAAUUUUGGAAGAUCAACCAUGUAUAAACAGAAGAUUUUUUCUGAAGAACAAUGUGAUUUGUACCCUGGGUCAGUAGAAAUGCUAAAUUGAUAACGUAGUCGGAUGCCUGGAAUCACAUUGCAGAGCUUGAGGACUGGACAAUCAGAAAAGUGAUACAGCCAUUGUCAAACAAAGCCAUGAUCACCUCUAUUUUAGUCAUAGGUUCUUUUUUUGCAUAAGUAUUUUCGUCAUAGGUUGACCGUGUAUCAGACAAGAUAUUUUGAACAACAUUUUUUUACCAUAAGUUGAUGCCCAUGUUGAGUUGCUAACAAAGUUUCAAGCAUGCAGAUUGGAAGGUCAAA